Molecule: messenger RNA, 2451 nt
Organism: Rangifer tarandus platyrhynchus (Svalbard reindeer)
Lineage: Eukaryota; Metazoa; Chordata; Mammalia; Artiodactyla; Cervidae
Source: the annotation of a GenBank genome assembly
AUGGAGUCUCGGGUCUUACUGAGAACGUUCUGUUUGCUCUUCGGUCUCGGAGCAGUUUGGGGUCUUGGUGUGGACCCCUCCCUGCAGAUUGACGUCUUAACGGAGUUAGAACUUGGGGAGUCCACGAUCGGAGUGCGCCAGGUCCCCGGUCUGCACAAUGGGACGAAAGCCUUUCUCUUUCAAGAUACUCCCAGAAGUAUAAAAGCCUCCACUGCUACAGCGGAACAGUUUUUUCAGAAGCUGAGAAAUAAACAUGAGUUUACUAUUCUGGUGACCCUAAAACAGACCCAUUUAAAUUCUGGAGUGAUCCUCUCCAUUCACCAUUUGGAUCACAGGUACCUGGAACUGGAAAGCAGUGGCCAUCGGAAUGAAGUCAGACUUCACUACCGCUCCGGCAGCCACCACCCUCACACGGAAGUGUUUCCUUACAUUUUGGCUGAUGAUAAGUGGCACAAGCUCUCCUUGGCCAUCAGUGCCUCCCACUUGAUUUUACAUGUCGAUUGUAAUAAAAUAUAUGAAAGAGUUGUGGAAAAGCCUUCCACGGACUUGCCCUUGGGCACUUCAUUUUGGCUGGGACAGAGAAAUAAUGCGCAUGGAUAUUUUAAGGGCAUAAUGCAAGAUGUGCAAUUACUUGUCAUGCCCCAAGGAUUUAUUGCUCAGUGCCCAGAUCUCAAUCGCACCUGUCCAACGUGCAAUGACUUUCACGGACUCGUGCAGAAAAUCAUGGAACUGCAGGACAUUUUAGCCAAAACAUCAGCCAAGCUGUCUCGAGCCGAGCAGCGAAUGAAUAGAUUGGACCAGUGCUACUGUGAAAGGACUUGCACCAUGAAGGGAACCACCUACCGAGAAUUCGAGUCGUGGACAGACGGCUGUAAGAACUGCACAUGCCUGAAUGGAACCAUCCAGUGUGAAACUCUGAUUUGCCCAAAUCCUGACUGCCCCCUCAAGUCGGCUCUCGCAUACGUGGAUGGCAAGUGCUGUAAGGAAUGCAAAUCCAUAUGCCAAUUUCAAGGACGGACAUACUUUGAAGGAGAAAGAAAUACAGUCUAUUCCUCUUCUGGAGUAUGUGUUCUCUAUGAGUGUAAGGACCAGAGCAUGAAGCUGGUUGAGAGUUCAGGCUGUCCUGCUCUGGACUGUCCAGAGUCACAUCAGAUUACCUUGUCUCAUAGCUGUUGCAAAGUCUGUAAAGGUUAUGACUUUUGCUCUGAAAGGCAUAACUGCAUGGAGAAUUCUGUCUGCAGAAAUCUGAAUGACAGAGCUGUUUGUAGCUGUCGAGACGGUUUUAGGGCUCUUCGAGAAGACAAUGCCUACUGUGAAGACAUUGAUGAGUGUGCCGAAGGGCGCCAUUACUGUCGUGAGAACACGAUGUGUGUCAACACCCCGGGUUCCUUCAUGUGCAUCUGCAAAACUGGAUACAUCAGAAUUGAUGAUUAUUCAUGCACAGAACAUGAUGAAUGUGUCACAAAUCAACACAACUGUGAUGAAAACGCUUUAUGCUUCAAUACUGUUGGAGGACACAACUGCGUCUGCAAGCCAGGCUAUACCGGGAAUGGAACUACAUGCAAAGCAUUUUGCCAAGAUGGUUGUAGAAACGGAGGAGCUUGUAUUGCCGCCGACGUGUGUGCCUGCCCACAAGGCUUCACCGGGCACAGCUGUGAAACAGACAUUGAUGAGUGUUCUGAUGGCUUUGUUCAGUGUGACAGCCGUGCUAACUGCAUCAACCUGCCUGGGUGGUACCACUGUGAGUGCAGAGACGGCUACCAUGACAAUGGGAUGUUUUCACCAAGUGGAGAGUCAUGUGAAGAUAUUGACGAGUGUGGGACUGGGAGGCACAGCUGUGCCAAUGACACCAUUUGCUUUAACUUGGAUGGUGGAUAUGAUUGCCGAUGUCCUCACGGAAAGAAUUGCACAGGGGAUUGCAUCCAUGAUGGAAAAAUUAAGCACAAUGGUCAGAUUUGGGUGCUGGAAAAUGACCGGUGUUCCGUGUGUUCAUGUCAGAAUGGCUUUGUCAUGUGUCGACGGAUGGUCUGUGACUGUGAGAAUCCCACAGUUGAUCUUUUCUGCUGCCCUGAGUGUGACCCAAGGUUGAGCAGUCAGUGCCUCCAUCAAAACGGGGAAACCUUGUACAAUAGUGGCGACACCUGGGUUCAGAAUUGCCAGCAGUGCCGCUGCCUGCAAGGGGAAGUUGACUGUUGGCCCCUGCCUUGCCCAGAGGUGGAGUGUGAAUUCAGUGUCCUCCCCGAGAAUGAGUGCUGCCCACGCUGUGUCACCGACCCUUGCCAGGCCGACACCAUCCGCAAUGACAUCACCAAAACUUGCCUGGACGAGAUGAAUGUGGUCCGCUUCACUGGGUCCUCUUGGAUCAAACAUGGCACUGAGUGUACUCUCUGCCAAUGCAAGAAUGGCCACAUCUGUUGCUCAGUGGAUCCACAGUGCCUUCAGGAACUGUGA